Molecule: messenger RNA, 4404 nt
Organism: Xiphias gladius (swordfish)
Lineage: Eukaryota; Metazoa; Chordata; Actinopteri; Istiophoriformes; Xiphiidae
Gene: shc3
Product: SHC (Src homology 2 domain containing) transforming protein 3
Exons: 13
Coding region: 846-2753 (635 amino acids)
Biological process (GO): intracellular signal transduction; cell surface receptor protein tyrosine kinase signaling pathway
Cellular component (GO): plasma membrane
Molecular function (GO): receptor tyrosine kinase binding
Source: RefSeq, a predicted model, not a curated record
UUUUUUGUGCGGUCAAAUAUACGUGUGACCUAAGGUACAGAAGUUAAAUAGGCUGACACUUGGCUAGCUUCCAGGUUCGCAGUAAAUUAACGAUACAAGUGAUAAAUGUUGCUCACCUGUACUCACAGUGGUCGUCAUUGUACCUGCCCGAACGGUAUAUUUGGUUGCGAGACACCUUUUCAGAUAAGGUCUAAUUGGAGACUUUUGGAACAAGCUAACGUAAACAAAGCGACAACACAAGUCACAUUUAGCUUUUUGCGUGUAGAUUGCACAAAAGCUUUGAUUGGACGAUCGAGGUCAUGUGACCAGAAUCUCGCUAGCAGGUCAUAUUUCCAAGGCGCGCCGUCGCCACCAAAACGCAGUGGCAGGGAAACGGUGGGUGGGCCUUCAGUACCUCAGGAUCUCUGCCUUACUGGACACCUGCUUACAGAGCACUACGAUGCGCAAGUGGAGCUUUUUGCGCCUCCAUCCCCAUGGUUACACACUACUCUGAAGAAAAGGCUGCGCAGCACAAUUCAUUUGUCCUUCUGGGCUCUGGAUUUCACUGAGAGCAGAUUGGACUUUGGCAACAGCAGCAGCAGCAUCAGCAGCAGCAGCAGCAUCAGCAGCAGCAGCAGUAGCAGCAGCAGCAGCCCAACACAACCACCACUGUAACCUCAGUGGAGAAAAUUACAGUCAGGUGGCCUGUGAUUGCUAGAAGGCGUUUGCUGCCUGUACUGCUGCUGCUAUGUUACAGGAGAGGGUAAUCAGCACGGCUCAGCCACGUCUGCCAGCACACUUGUGAAAGAGGCAGGCUGUGCGUGUCGGUUGGUGGAGAGAGGGGAAAGAGCAAGAGAGAGAAGGGUAUGCUUCACCGUACCAAAUACAACCGCUUCAGGAAUGAGUCAGUAACAUCCGUCGAUGAGCUUCUCCACGGCCUGUCCAUGAACCCCAAGGUCUCGGCCACCCCCCAUUCUGCAGCCGAGACAUCUUACACACCCCCGACUGAGGUCCAGCCCUCCUCCACCACCACUGCUUCCAGCACCCCCACCAGCCACAGCUCUGACCACCUGGAAGAUGGAGGCACCACCCUCUGUACCCUCAUCAACAAGGUGUCCAGCCUGAAAUUCAGCAACUCAGGCAGCUUGCUGGGCAUCAAAGGUCUGCCCUCGGCUGUCAAGGACCUGGCUGUGUCAAAGCUGCAGGGGGGUGGGGGAUCGGGCUCAGGCUGCUCCAGUGGCCCGAGCCCCAGUGCUGCGACAGCAGCAGCAGCGGCAGCAGCCUCUGGUGUGGGCGGCUCUCUGUGCAGCUCGGCCUCCCAUUCAACCCCCUGCUCGCAGCUGGAGCCGGCUGUCAGCAUGAGCAAGAAGAGCAGGCUGGAUGAGCUCCAGCCUGGUGGAGAGGACUGGAAUCCAGGUGGAGGUGGUGGACUGGUGAGCAAACCCUCCAGAGGAUGGCUACAUUCGAGCGAGAAGAUCUCUGGUCCAGGAGUGACAUACAUUGUGAAGUAUCUGGGCUGUAUAGAGGUCCUUCGGUCGAUGAGAUCCCUGGAUUUCACCACAAGGUCACAAAUUACAAGGGAAGCCAUCAGCCUGGUGUGUGAGGCUGUUCCAGGGACCAAAGGAGCUCUGCGGAAGAGAAAGAUCAUAGCCAACCAUCACAUGCAGUCCAUCUCCUUUGCAUCAGGUGGAGACCCUGACACCACAGAUUACGUUGCCUAUGUAGCAAAGGACCCUGUUAACAGAAGAGCAUGUCACAUCCUGGAGUGCUCUGAUGGUCUGGCCCAGGACGUCAUCAGUACCAUCGGCCAGGCGUUUGACCUUCGCUUCCAGCAGUACCUGCAGUGUCCCUCAAGCAAGCUGCCCUCCACACAUGACAGGGUAUUAAACAUGGAGGAGCUACCAUGGACAGAGGAAGAGGGAGAAUCAGUAGAGCAUCCUUACUAUAACAACAUCCCCGGCAAGAUGCCGCCCCCGGGAGGCUUCAUCGACACCCGGCUGACCAAUCAGAAUGCAGCCCCUGAUGGAUGCCAGAUGGGCCCAGGUUCAGUAGAUCAAACAUAUUACCAAGGGCGGCACUGUGGAGAAAACUGGGGGGAUGAAAGAAAGCCCAUAUUCAUACAACAGGGAUCGUUUGAUAUAAGCAGUCUGCCUGAGAGCAAAGGUCAGGCACCGAAAACCGCAGAGAUGCCCAUGUAUGUGAACACCCAGCAGAUUGAUGCCCAGGUGCUCGCAGCACUCCAGGCAGAGGCAGAGAAUGUGACAAAGGGCAUGGCAGCUGCAGCCAAAGAGAGCCCACAGAAGGACCUGUUUGACAUGAAGCCCUUCGAGGAUGCUAUUCAGUCUCAGUCCCAUCCGCCAUCCCAGGGGCAAGCCCAGUCCCAGAUGCCUGGUCUUCACAAGACGGCAUCCGUGGACAACUCCAGCCCUCUUCUUGUGCGCUCGCUGGCCUUCCGGGCACAGGAGGAGCUGGAAGGCCAGACGUGGUACCACGGCAAAAUGAGCCGCCGUGACGCUGAAAAACUACUGAAAGAAGACGGGGACUUCCUGGUCCGCAAGAGCACUACCAACCCGGGGUCCUAUGUACUGACGGGCAUGCACAACGGACUUGCUAAACACCUGCUGCUGGUGGACCCUGAGGGCACGGUACGGACAAAAGAUCAUGUAUUUGACAGCAUUAGCCACCUUAUCGGCCAUCACCGCGACAACAAUCUGCCGAUUGUGUCGGCGGGGAGUGAACUGUGUCUCCUACAGCCCGUUGGAAGGAAACACUGAUGCUUGCAAUGCCUGAUUGGAAAUGGGAAGCUCUGAACAGUCUCUCCUACCAUCCUGAAACUUGAAGAUGAAACAUGAAGAGAAGAUGUUUAAAAGCUCUAUGCGCUGACAGUGUUUUUGGGAAAAUUGGCCCGCAGUUACUUUACUGGAGGCACUGGAAGACGCAAGAUUUGUUUAAGAUAAAAACUUAUUUAUAGAACUGUUAUUAUUUUGUUGUGAUGACUGAAAUGCUAUAUUUUUGAGAAGACAUAGGUGCAUUUGGACAUACUAUCUUGAUUUGGUGUUUUAAAAGAUUACAAAAAAAAAAAGACAGUUGUUCUUGUAGUUUAGAUGAAGUGCAAAUCAAACCUCAAAGAGGUGUUAACAAGAGUAUUUUAGAAUAAAAACCUGAAAUUUUAGUUUUGUCUGUCAAGCACAACAACAUUUCUACAGGAACCGUUGGCUAAGAGGUCGGAAACAAAAACAGUUUGGACGACAAAUGCUGUUUAUAAUGAAUUACUUAAGGAAAAAAUGUCCUUUAAUCUCACCAAUAGCGUGACAGCUCACUCAAUUAGUCACUAUAUGAAAUCUGCUUUCACUGGGGAUUAGAACUGAAUGUGUUAUGCUUUGCAGUAGUCACAAAGUGUUGGGGUGCAAACAGACAUCCUUCAUAGUGCUGUCAAUGGCUUUAAAGAUAACCUUUUUUUAUAAAGUAUUUUCUUGUGUCACAGUCGCAUGACUUAAAAUCAACUGUUCUUGUGGACAUUGUUCGUAGACCUUGAUACCCCUUUAUUUGAAAGAGGUGCUUGUGUAUGCUGACACUGUAAAAUAUUUAUGCUUUUCAACCAGGGAUUAUUUCUGAAUUUGUUUUCUCUGGGUUCUUCUUUUAGGUGUGUAGUCAAUGAUUAGUUUUGGGGCUUGAGUCAUGCAAUGGAUAUUCUCACAUUCUUAACAUUUUCGGCUUUUUUGUGAACUUUAAAAAGAUAUUAUUAUCAUUAUUAUCAUUUGAAUGAUCACAAAUGAAUAGCACAAUCAGAAACUUAGAUCAGUUAGAUCAUCUGUUGUCAGUUGUACCAAGACGGAUUACCAAUGUUUUGAGACGUAAUUUACACUUUUUACUUGCGAGGCUUGAUUACACAAAUGUAGAGUACACACAGUGUGCGCUCAACACAGAAUGUUCACUUAUUGAUGUUAAACAAAGAGAUUUUAUUUCUCAGUGUGUGGAUAUCUUAUUGCAAGAUUGCUUUAUCGCCACUAGAUGUCAUCACAGAAAUACUUGUUUACCCCAGUCAGUCACACUCACUUCAGUUUCCCUGUUUCACCACUUGUUCGUAGUAAAGGAUGCUAUGUGGCUGUGUAUUGCUUGAAGUGCUACAGUACGUGGUGAAACCCAACUCUAAGAGGCAAGUUUCCAACCAUCAUUGCUUGAAAGGUCAUAGUUAAUUUGCAUGUUGCAGUCCACUGUACACAAUCGUUCCUCAGAACAGUUCACGGUAUUUAGGUUACACAGACUGUUUUUGUAGAGGGGGAAUCAAAAUUUCGAAAGAGGCUUACAGAAAUAGUGCACAGCAGUUCUGGCAACAGACUUUUUAAAUGCUCUCACCCUUACUAUUGUCAGUACUCUGAUGGAUACCAAAUGAACGGGGCAUUGUAUUUGAUAUGCACUGGACCA